AUGUUCGCCACGCACACGUCCCAAAUUUCUGCGCUUCGCGCCGCGCCCGCGAAGACGCGCGCGACGACGAAGGCUCGCGCGGCGACGGCGCAAGCGGCCGCGGUGCAAGCGUCCAAGAUUCGCAUUCGCCUUCGAUCUUUCGAGACGAACCACAUGCAGAGCGCGUGUGAUAAGAUUCUUGAGGCGGCGAAGGCGACGGAGGCGCGCGUCUCCGGACCGGUGCCGCUCCCGACGAAGCGCCGCAUCUUUUGCGUGUUGCGCUCGCCGCACGUGAACAAGGACAGCCGGGAACACUUUGAGACGCGCACGCACCACCGAUUGAUUGAUGUUCAUCAGCCGACGGCGCAAACUAUUGAUGCGCUCAUGGCGCUUGAGCUUCCGUCCGGGGUUGACGUGGAAAUCAAGCUCUAG
Molecule: messenger RNA, 411 nt
Organism: Ostreococcus lucimarinus CCE9901
Lineage: Eukaryota; Viridiplantae; Chlorophyta; Mamiellophyceae; Mamiellales; Bathycoccaceae
Gene: PRPS10
Product: Plastid ribosomal protein S10 small ribosomal subunit
Exons: 3
Coding region: 1-411 (136 amino acids)
Biological process (GO): translation
Cellular component (GO): ribosome; small ribosomal subunit; mitochondrion
Molecular function (GO): structural constituent of ribosome
Source: RefSeq, a predicted model, not a curated record